Fonsecaea nubica is the source of this 2217-nucleotide messenger RNA. RefSeq lists its product as hypothetical. The transcript has a single exon. The record is from RefSeq and is a predicted model, not a curated record. Lineage: Eukaryota; Fungi; Ascomycota; Eurotiomycetes; Chaetothyriales; Herpotrichiellaceae. The coding region runs from base 1 to 2217 and encodes 738 amino acids.
AUGGAUGGCGAGGCUCAGAGCCCUCCCGCGCAAUCGGCGCAGACUCUAAAGUUCCUGCGCUACAGAUCCGUCCGUCAGUCGGCCGUCAAACCCCCAGAGUCCCAAGGCUCUCCACCUCCCUUGCCGCAGACGUCACAGGCCUCGUUGACGCGUCUACCUUCGAGAUACCACCGCCGACCACCGCCGACUCCAAAUGUGCCCCUACCGAACGAACUGCCCCUGCCUACCAGCGUGAAUAGCGCGACGGUCCCAAGAGCCCGAGGCCAGACCUUGAACGGCGCGACUGCACAGGAUGGACAGGCCAGACAGGCAGAAAACGGCGUCCGCCGAAUGGUCAUCCAACAUAGCAACAACGCCCAACCUACGACUAGGCCGACGACCAGCAAAAGCACACCACGCAAGCAGACGUUGACCUCCAAUGUACAAGAACCGUCGCCAGAAGCGCUCCGGAGAUCGCUCGAGAUGGCAAGGGAAGAAGCGCGCUUGCUUUUGGAAGGGGAGCAGGACCGGGUGAGAGAAUUGAGACAACAAGAAGCCCGGCGCCGGCGUGAAGAGCGGGAAAGGCGCAGGAAACAGGAGGAGAGAUUGGCGCACGAGGCCCGUCAGCGAGAAGCUGAGGAAGCAGCGCGACAAGAAGCCAGAAAGCGACAGGAUCGCACUCGGUCCGAAGACGCUCGGCACAGUGAACAAGGCGUCGAUGAACAACAUACAUCUCCAGCGCCACCAACAGCGGAGGUUGCCGUCGACUCGAAAAAGUCCAGGACGCGUACACUGGUGAUUGGCGGACACAACCCUCUCAACAGACAGGAGACGCGUGCACAUCAUCGCCGUGCCUCAUCCGCGGUCGAGCAGCUGCGACAGAAGCCAAAACAAAGCCAUGCCAGAACCAGCAGCGCUGGAUGGAACGACGAAAAGCCCGACAGCGAAGUGCCGAUUCCCAAACCAAACUUCGACGCCCCAGUGUCGGCGGUAAAUGCUGGGGAACGAAGGGUAAGCGUCAAAUGUCGAGAUGCACUGAUUACGCUGCCCAUCACACCCUCAACUACUACCAAGGAUGUCCUGAGGUCCGCCUCCCUCUGCAUGUCGGAGCCAAUUGACCCUCAAACGGCUGUCCUGCUGGAGUCGUUCUCACAGCUCGGGCUGGAGCGGCCGCUUCGAAGAUAUGAGCGGAUACGUGAUGUGAUGAAUUCCUGGGACAACGAUACGCAGAACCACCUCUUCAUCAUGGCCGAAGGCGAAUGCGCGGCGCCUGGGCUGCAGCUCGCGGACGCUCCCAAUGAACAACCGUACGGGACCGUAGUCAACAUCUACCAUUCACACCGGCCUGGAAAGUGGGACAAACGUUGGUUGAGACUGAGAGAGGACGGUCAGAUCACCAUGUCUAAGAAUGAAACGGGCAUUGAUUCCACCAACAUCUGCCAUUUGUCGGACUUUGACCUGUACACUCCCACGGCGAGACAGAUCAAAAAGCUCAAGCCGCCCAAGAAGCUGUGCUUUGCCCUGAAGAGCCAGGAGAAGUCGGCCAUGUUCCUAGAUGGGGCAAACUUUGCACACUUCUUCUGUACCAAAGACAAAACGCUUGCCGACAGAUGGUAUCACGCCGUCCAUUCAUGGCGCAGUUGGUAUCUGGUCAACAAGCUUGGAGAAGGUCAAGCGAAACCGAUUGAGCCGGCCGAGAAGCUCAAGCUAGGGAGCAGACCGGAGACGAGGAGUUCCAAGGAGUCGCUGCCUUAUGUGCUUGGUUCUUUCAAACCACUGCUAGAUCUUGGUUCCACCUUUGAGGGAAACCGAAAGUCAGAGUCGGGUGUCGCGCACCGGGCGUCACAGCCUGAUGACCAGAGGCCGUUGAUCGAUUUCGUGCCGGAGAGACCGAGCAUUGACGAGAAGGCGGGCAGCCCCAAAUUCCCUUCCAAGCUGCAAGGAGCUCCGCCCACGUCGUUUCCGCGAAAGUUUACGGCCGAGUCAGCGAUGAGUGGCAACGCCGAUGACACAGAUGGGCCGUUUACUGGGACUGGUCUCCUUGCCCGCAGUGCCAGUCGCCGAUCGCAGGGCGAUCGUCGCGGGGUGCCAGGCAAGCCCUUGGUAGAUCUCACACCAACGAGCGAGUUCACUGAUGGCAGUCUGCUCCGGAGGAUGGAAACACAAAGGCUCACGGAGCCGAAGAUCGACCGACAGAAGAGGAGAGAGGUUGACGUUGCUGUCGGUGAAGGACUCUAG